This is a messenger RNA of Funneliformis mosseae, 353 nucleotides long. NCBI's taxonomy places the organism in Eukaryota, Fungi, Glomeromycota, Glomeromycetes, Glomerales, Glomeraceae. The record is from the annotation of a GenBank genome assembly.
AGGUCGUGGUGACAAAGGGAAUGAUAUACGCUGGCGUAUUUCAAAUAUCCCAUUUGUUAUUCAAUGCAAAACUUGAGAAGUACAAAAAAAUAGGAUCAUUUGUCGUACGAGAGAUGGAUGAGUUUUCUCGUGAAGGCAAAAGUUCUAGAUUUAGACGCGUGAAGCGUGGUGACAAAGGGAUAGAUAUACUCUGGCGUAUUUCAAAUAUUCCAUUUGUUAUUCAAUGUAAAAACUUGAGAAGUCCUUACGUCGUCCGUGUCAGCCAGCAAGAAAUUCGUGAUGGCCUUCUCGAAGGAAUAGUUAUUCCUUGUGCUAUAGAGGAUGUCCUCACCGAUAGUGCGAAAUUAUAUUAA